This is a messenger RNA of Dermochelys coriacea (leatherback sea turtle), 4620 nucleotides long. It is a transcript of the gene RUBCN, whose product is annotated as rubicon autophagy regulator. Gene Ontology annotation, cellular component: late endosome; early endosome. Gene Ontology annotation, biological process: negative regulation of endocytosis; negative regulation of autophagosome maturation. The record is from RefSeq and is a predicted model, not a curated record. NCBI's taxonomy places the organism in Eukaryota, Metazoa, Chordata, Testudines, Dermochelyidae. Gene Ontology annotation, molecular function: phosphatidylinositol phosphate binding.
GGGGCUGGGCCCGGCCGCGGGGGAUGGAGGCGGAGGCGAGGAGGGAGGCGGAGGCGGCCGGCGGGGGCCGCCCGCGCUGAGACAGGCGGGCCGCGCGGGCCCCGGCCGGCAUGGAGAUCGGGCGCUGCGGGGAGCGGGAGGCCAGCAGGAAGGAGCAUUGGAAACUGCUUGGCAAUUUGAAGACCACAGUUGAGGGAUUGGUGUCCAGCAACAACCCGAACGUCUGGUCUAAAUAUGGUGGCUUGGAGCGGCUGUGCAGGGAUAUGCACAGCAUCCUCUAUCAUGGGCUCAUCCACGACAAGGUGUACUGCAGUCAGACGGAUUACUGGCAGUUUGUGAAAGACAUCCGCUGGCUGAGCCCGCACUCUGCUCAUCACGUGGAGAAGGUGAACCUUCAUGAGAAUGGCCAGCCAAACGCAGAUGGUGUAAGUCAUCAAGCCAUAGCAGAGCUGUGGCUACAGCACAGCUGCAGUACUCACUGCCUCUCCGCACAGCUGAAACAGCUGCUUGAGAACCAGACAGUACAUCAGGAAAUCUACACAGUGCUGCCUUUCCUGCUCAGUGACGCCCACGUCACAGCCAUGUUACAGUGCCUGGAGGCUGUGGAGCAGAACAACCCCAGACUUCUGGCUCAGAUUGACACGUCCAUGUUUCUCAGAAGGACUGAGGCCUCAUUGCCUGUGACGAAGAGUCAAAGCCUGACAGCCCUUCCUGGUUCUGUAUGUAUCCCUCCUAUGGACUAUACACAACACAGGUACUUCGGAUCCUUCUCUAGUCUGCACCAACCAGCCUCCAUCAGCAUGUCAGACAGGAGACCAGCAAGCUCCUCCAUGUGCAGCAGCACGAGCCAGCCUCUGGAAAAUGCCCUGUAUAACGUAUCCCUCUUACUGCCUGAGGACAGAUCCCCUCUGGGCCAACCUGGCCUCCCUCGGCUCAGUGUUACCUCCCCCAGAGACUCCUUCUCUUCAGUCAGCGAGAUGAGCACCAACACCGUGACCAGCCAGAGCGAGGACCCCUGGGCGGGUAGCCAGGAUGACACCCAGAGCGACGCCAAUGAUGGGCCGGAGUAUCUGGCUAUUGGGAACCUGGGGCGACAGGGCCGGGCCUGUAGCAGCCAGAGCAGUGCCAGCAGUAGCACCACCAACAGCAACAAGAGCAGCAGUUCCAACCUGUUCUCAUCCAGCAGCUCCCAGAAGCCGGAGUCCAUCUCCUCCUUGGAGGACCAGGGUGCGAGCAGGGGGAUGAGCCUCUUGCGCAGGUCCAGCUUUUCAGAGGGGCAGACAUCAACCCCCCAAGGGAUCCUCAAGAGAAGCCAUGCACGCUCGCACUCUGAUACCAAUGUGGCCUCUGGGAAAACUCCUGGAGGCCUCAGGGAUAUCACCAUUAUAAUAGAAGAUCCAGUGGCAGAAUCCCAGGGUGACGCCUCAAGGGUGAUGGGUCAUGUCUCUGGCUCCACCCAGAGCAGUGAAGUGAGCACGCCCAGCUCCCUCUACAUGGAGUAUGAUGUUGGCCAGUACCUGAGUUCGGGGGAAGGUAUGUUCCGAAGACCCUCGGAAGGACAGUCCCUAAUCAGCUACCUGUCUGAGCAGGACUUCGGCAGCUGUGCAGACUUGGAGAAGGAAAACGCUCACUUCAGCAUCUCUGAAUCGCUGAUUGCUGCCAUCGAGCUGAUGAAAUGCAACGUGAUGAACCGGCGGCUAGAGGAGGAGGAAGAGGAGAGUGACAAGGAGAUCCAGGAGCUCAAGCAGAAGAUUCGCAUCCGGCGCCAGCAGAUCCGCACCAAACCGUGCUCCCUGCCUACCGGGAGGUGGGCUCAGACAGUGAGCUUCGUGGCUACAGACAGCGAGUCCCAGUUCAGCUCCCGUGACUCCAUGUGGCUGUCUGACUCAGGCUCAGCAGAGGAUGUGGAGGAGUACGAGAUAAGAGAUGGUAACGAUGGAUCUAACCUGAUUCAAAUGUCCAAGAACGGCCUGUCAGUGUCAAUGGCUUCCUUGUUUUCAGAUGCAGACAUCAGGCGGGAUGCAGCGUCUAGCAGGAAGUCUUUCCUCUCCUCGGAAUCCAUAUCCCACUCCUUCCUCCAUUCGAACUCAGCGGAGGCCGUGGCCAUGGGCCUGCUGAAGCAGUUUGAAGGGAUGCAGCUCCCAGCCGCUUCUGAACUGGACUGGCUAGUCCCAGAGCAGGAUGCCCCUCAGAAGCUCCUGCCAAUUCCGGACUCUCUGCCCAUCUCGCCUGAUGACGGAGAGCACGCCGACAUCUACAAGCUCCGAAUCCGGGUCCGCGGGAACCUGGAGUGGGCUCCCCCCCGGCCACAGAUCAUCUUCAACAUUCACCCAGCCCCAACGAGGAAGGUGGUUGUAGCCAAGCAGAAUUACCGGUGUGCAGGCUGCGGCAUCCGGACGGACCCUGAUUACAUCAAACGGCUGCGGUACUGCGAGUACCUGGGCAAGUACUUCUGCCAGUGCUGCCACGAGAACACCCAGAUGGCCAUUCCCAGCCGCAUCCUGCGUAAGUGGGACUUCAGCAAGUACUGCGUCAGCAACUUCUCCAGGGACCUGCUGAGCAAGAUCUGGAGUGACCCACUCUUCAGCGUGCAGGACCUCAACGCCGCUCUGUACCGGAAGGUGAAGGCCCUGAAUCAAGUCCGGCUGUUGAGAAUCCAGCUGUUUCACUUGAAGAACAUGUUUAAGACCUGCCGACUAGCUAAAGAGCUUCUGGAUUCCUUUGACUUGGUGCCAGGUCAUCUGACGGAGGAUCUCCACCUUUACUCCUUAAAUGACCUGAAUGCCACUAAGAAGGGGGAACUAGUUCCCCGCCUGAUGGAGCUCAUAAAGGCAGGUACUCUGCACGUUGAGAGAUGCAUGCUGUGCCAAGCCAAAGGCUUCAUCUGUGAGUUCUGUCAAGAGGAGGACAUCAUCUUCCCCUUCGAACUGAACAAGUGCAGGACGUGUGAAGAGUGCAAGGCCUGCUAUCACAAAUCCUGCUUCAAAUUGGGCUGCUGCCCCCGGUGUGAGCGCCUGCACGCCAGGAGAGAGCUGCUGGCCAAGCAGAGCAUGGAGUCCUACAUCUCUGACUACGAGGAGGAGGAGCGGUCGCCAGAGGCAGUGGCUGCAACAUGAGUGUGGUGGCAGAGGGGAAAGAGGAGACCAGCGGAUGUAUUUGUGUGUGUGGCCUUCGUCUCUAGAGACUAAACUAAGGACUAACCUGACUCUUUCACCGUAAAGGAGCCCAUGGGAGGGCUGUAUCAUGGGAGAUCUUGGAGCAGCUGGCCCUCACGUACUGACGGUAUCGGCUUGGUUUGCUUCAAGAGAGCCAGUUUCUUUUCUCUCUACACGAUGGUGUUGGGGACGGCAGACUCCGGACGCUAGUUCUUGCAGUCGUGACCCUGCCAAGAUGGACACAUUGCUGCCUUCGUACAGGGUCCGGCGGCAAAUUGUGUCUGUGCCACACUCGGAGCGCAAUGAGCGUUUGUAUGCCUGGAUGCUCCACCUGAUCCCUCAUUCGGAACUGAUAGGACUUGAUUUGGGGGCGGGGGGAAGCCGCGGCAGCAAACAGCGCCUUAUCCUCUGCCUGGUGGGAGCUGCCACUAACGGCGGAUACCUGCUGGGCUGGUAGAUCAGGCUAGAGCACGCGGACUGUAGGUGACAAAGGAGUUGAUCUGAUUUGCCCUUAGGCCCGGCUCUGCUUUAGCUGCAUGCAGGCUGGAGGUGAGAUCUGUGCCGGUCGCUGUUGCGAUCAGCCGCUUUCUCUGCUAUUGAUGUUCGGUUCCUCAGACUGUGCCUGGUGCUGAUGGAGCUCCCCCCUGCUGGGUGAAGGGCCAGGCUUGUCGUCCCAGAGGCGUGAUUGCCACCUUUCCCACAGUGCUAGGUGCCGGGAGAUCGCCCUGUGCCAUGCUCUGGCACUGGCAGCAGGUGAACAAGUGGCUUCCGCUUUUUGGGCCGGAAGCCGGGGAGGCCACAGACCAUGAGGCAGCUGCAUGCCCAGUGUGGGGAGAGGAAACACCUUAGCUGAGCCGGAGGAAGCAGCAGGUCUGAAGCCGGAUUCUCUCUGCUGACCUUGCAGGAGUUGAACUGCUACGAGUGGGGCUACCGAGUGCUCCUGUCCCCUGGACUGGGCAGUGUUCGCCUGUGUCUGUCUACUGGUGGGGGCUGAGCAGUUACUCUUAGAUCCGAGACCAAAGAUCAGUUUGAACACAGCCAGAGCUCAAUCCCUGGAUGCCAGGUGGAGUAGGGGCUCCUGCGCCAGGCCCCAGGGGGAACCCGCCCGCCAGUGCCUGGGAGAGCAGGCUGUGUGUGCGAUGGUGCUGCCCCCGCCCCUGUAGCCUUGAAUGCUCAGCUUGCCUUGUGGUGCUGUGAGGACCCCAUCCUCGCUCAUGCCAGUGAAAUGUAGAUGGGUGUCUUAGCUAGAAGCAAACAUCUGGGACCAUGGGAGACCUGGCAGGGGCACAGGCCUGGAUCUCUGCCAUGUGCUGGGCACUCAGAUGAUUCUACAUGACACUCACCCCCGCUAUUUCAGAGCUCAAUGAAGCCACAGUCAGUCUCAGUGGAGCCUUUCUCCCAUCCAUGCUGCACCCUUGGCGUAAGUGUCCUCUCUGCAGUGGAUUCUGGCCAUGCCCGUUCCAGA